AUGUCUAAUUUCACUAUAGAUGAUAUACUUGCCGGUAUUUCAGAUUCUUUAAAUAAACUUCAAGAACGUAAAGAGUUAGCUUCUCAACCAGUUGAAAAAACCAGCAAUUCAAGCUUUUCCUCAGAAUCAUCAGCUACAGAAUCUCCCUCAAAAUAUACCUCAGAAUACUACAAAAGUUUUGCAAAAGAAUAUAUUGAAUUUACUUAUAAAAAUCCAACAAUUUAUCAUGUUGUUGAACAUUUUAGUUCUCAAUUAACUGAUAAUGGUUUUACAUAUAUAUCAGAAAAAGAUAAUUGGACAAAUUUAAAACCUGGUAAAUAUUUUACAACAAGAAAUGGUUCAUCAUUAUCUGCUUUUUAUAUUGGUAAAGAUUGGACUCCUGAAAAGGGUGUAGGAGCUAUUGGUUCUCAUAUUGAUUCAUUAACAACUGUAUUAAAACCAAAUUCAACAAAGGAAAAAAUUGAUGGUUAUGAAUUAUUAGGAGUUGCACCAUAUGCUGGUACAUUAGGUACAUUAUGGUUAGAUAGAGAUUUAGGAAUUGGUGGUAGAUUAUUAAUAAAAGAUAAAGAUAAUAAAAUUAAUCAAAAAUUAAUUGAUUCUACACCAAAUCCAAUUGCUCAUAUACCAACAUUAGCUCCACAUUUUGGAGAAAUUGCUUUUCAACCAAUAAAUAAAGAAACAAAAUCAAUACCAGUUAUUGGAUUUUCUCAAGAACCAGAUCCAGAACCAACUGAAGCUGAAAAAAAUGCACCAUUAUAUGGUAAACAUUCUUUAAAAUUAUUAAGAUAUAUUGCAAAAUUAGCAAAUGUUAAAGUUGAACAAAUAAGUCAAUGGGAUUUACAAUUAUAUGAUGUUCAAAAAGGUUCAAUUGGUGGAUUAAAUGAAGAAUUUAUUUUUGCUCCAAGAGUUGAUGAUAGAAUUUGUUCAUUUGCAGGAAUAAAUGCAUUAAUUGAAGCAUCAAAUGAAAACAAAUUGGGUAGUGAUUCGUUUUCAAUAGUAUCAUUAUAUGAUAAUGAAGAAAUUGGAAGUGCAACAAGAGCAGGAGCCAAAGGUGGAUUAUUUGAAUUAGUAAUUGAAAGAAUUUUAUCAACAAAAUAUUUAAAUCCAAAUCAAUUAUCGAUUCAAGAUAAAUUAAGACAAACUUAUGCAAAUAGUAUUAUAUUAUCUGCUGAUGUUAUUCAUUUAUUAAAUCCAAAUUAUCAAGAAGCUUAUUUAGAAAAUCAUAAACCUAUACCAAAUAAAGGUAUAUCAUUAACUUUAGAUCCAAAUGGUAAUAUGGCAACUGAUUCAAUUGGUAUUUCUCUUGUAGAACAAUUAGGUAAAUUAAAUAAUGAUGAAAUUCAAUAUUUUCAAAUUAGAAAUGAUGGUAGAUCAGGUAGUACUAUUGGUCCAUCAAUUUCUUCACAAACUGGUGCAAGAACUAUUGAUUUAGGUAUUCCUCAAUUAUCUAUGCAUUCUAUUAGAGCAACUGUUGGUUCAAAAGAUGUUGGAUUAGGUAUUAAAUUUUUUUAUGGAUUUUUUAAAAGUUGGAGAAAAACUUAUGAUGAAUAUGUAGAUUUAUAA
This is a messenger RNA of Lodderomyces pseudojiufengensis, 1563 nucleotides long. It is a transcript of the gene LAP41, whose product is annotated as metalloaminopeptidase. Gene Ontology annotation, cellular component: fungal-type vacuole. The transcript has a single exon. Lineage: Eukaryota; Fungi; Ascomycota; Pichiomycetes; Serinales; Debaryomycetaceae. Gene Ontology annotation, biological process: proteolysis. The record is from RefSeq and is a predicted model, not a curated record. Gene Ontology annotation, molecular function: metalloaminopeptidase activity; zinc ion binding. The coding region runs from base 1 to 1563 and encodes 520 amino acids.